Molecule: messenger RNA, 2286 nt
Organism: Stylophora pistillata
Lineage: Eukaryota; Metazoa; Cnidaria; Anthozoa; Scleractinia; Pocilloporidae
Source: RefSeq, a predicted model, not a curated record
UCUUGUCUUGAGAUCAUUAUAUUUCAAGUCAGUUCUAAUUUGGUUAAUUAAAUAUUUCAGCCACAAAAUUUUCGUAGCCUCACAAAUCCAAUCUACCGUACCGUGAUCAUUAAUUCAGUACUCGCGGUUUAUUGUAGGCGAUUCGCACUUAGCGUGUUUCUUUCCUCUCUUAUUAAGUUUUCAUAGGCAAAUCGCUCAAACUUUCGGUGGGGGUCCAGACAUAUCAUGAUGGUCAAUUAGACCUAUUAUCUGGAUAAGUUAGACUUAUCAUAACAGCCAUUCAUGUGUACGUUAAUUACCAUGUGAAAUUUAGCCAGAGAUAAUUUUCGUUUGCUUUUUACAAUUUCUUUAUUCAAUUUUCCUUAUGAAAAGAGCGCCACUUUAAAACAUCUUGUGUAAUCACUCACUUCUUGGGGUAAACUUAUUUGAGUUUGCCCCAAGAAGUGAGUGAAUACCUUAAAAUAUAUUCUUAUUAAUUCAACUUCAUUUUGAAAAGGAAGGACAGGUUGAUAAUAAAAUAUCAUAAACAUUAGGUUUCCAGGUCAAAGUAACUUAGUAACCAAAAUAACACGCAGCAUGCAGCGUGCACGUCUUCGCCGAGAAUAUAGCCGCAUGAAAAGAGCGCCACCUUGAAACAUCCUGUGUACUCACUCACUUCUUGGGGCAGAUAUUCACAUUUGAGUUUGCCCCAAGAAGUGAGUGAAUACCUUAAAAUAUAUUUCUUUUCAAUUCAAGCCUAUUUUGAAAACGAAGGACAGUUUGAUAAGUAAAAUAUCAUAAACAUUAGGUUUCCAGGUUAAAAUAACCUAGUAACCAAAAUAACACGCAGCAUGCAGCGUGCACGUAUUUACCGAGAAUGUAGCUGCAUGACUGGUAAGGUUAUACCUCCAUCUAUAAAGUUCCAACAUGGCUGACAGGGGAGGACCUCUCCACAACCUUGAAGAAAAGAAACAGUUCCUGUUUAGUUACAGGAAACAGAUAGCAAGGGGACGUAAAUUCAUUAGAAGUGGCAAUAAACGACAGGCCAUUGUUAGGAGUGUCGUCAAAGGGAAGAUCAAGCCGUUCGAUCCAAGAGUAUACGAACGGCUCAUGAAAGGAGAGAUAACGGAAACAGAUAUAAAAUGCGAUUUUUGGUACGAUGAAAACGGCACUAUUACUCCACAUUUACCAGGUUUAAGUACUUUUACCAAUAUAAGAGACAUGCCACCCUUUUUAAGAGAGAGACCUGAAGAGUUGUGGCAGCUGGACAGAAACAGUCCUUUUCCUGAAGAAGUAGAUAUAGUUGUCUUCGAAGAUCAGUGGUGGAAAGGAUACAUAAAGCCAAAGGGAGACCUUGGUACCUCUGUUACAAGGGAUAAUCUUAUUGAGAUGCUGAGCUGCCUUCCCUGGAAGAAGUAUUCUGAAUAACCAGGGGCUAGCCACAAACCGAAAAAAAAAGAAUCCCUUAGAAGCCGAAUAUAAGUAGUAAAAUUAGAUAUUCGAUUUUGGGUAGUUAUCUAGAGAGACAAAAGCAAUUAUCCGCAAAUGCACAAUAGGGAAAAACAUCGUUGUUUCAUUUAAAUUCAAAUGUUCCAAAUUGUUGAUCUGGUAAUUUAAAAGAAGGGCUGUAGCUAGUGUUACUACUGGUAAUCAUAUUAUGGACUGCACUUCAAUUUGCCCUGAGACGAAACUUUGGGAGCUUACAUUAUUCUAUAUUUCACAAUUGCGAGAAAAAGUGUGAACAAAUAUCGAGAGAUCAAAGAGCUAAUGGUUUUUCCUUUGGUCCGCCUCAGGACAAAAACGAGCAAGAUACGAUUCCUUUACAUUAUAAAGGAUAGAUAUGUUUUUCUCUGGAUUCACGAUCAAUGUUUGAUUGGUUGUUCGAUUGUUCACAAUACAUCAGACAAGAUUAUUAUUUUAUCGCUUGGUUAGUUCAUGGGCUAUCAUCAGUUCAAUUAAGCGGGAGGUAUUUCACUGAUUGGCCCCUGAAUUGUUUGAAAUGAAAUCUUUUUGAACUCAGGAAUAAAAAUAAAUUUUAUUAUAUUCCUUUAUAGCGUUACAAGCACAGCUUGCUUUCUUUCCCAGUUCUCCAAAUAAACAAGUCAUUCUUGAUUCUUAAUAAAGCAAACAUUUUGCCAUGUAAUAAAUCCUUUCUUUACCAUGCUCGUUCGGUCAAGGUGGCUAGAUAUUGACGUCAAACUCGGUCAGUAGGAGGUAUUCUUACCUCGAUAAAAAUAUGACCAUAUUUAGUCAGACUUUGUCUCAAAGGUAUAAAGGCUUAUUUUGGUUAAAUGUAUUAAUCAUUCU